AUGGAAGGAGAUUGGAAAAAUUAUUGGCGUGAACAUCCCCAAAUUCCAUCUCCUGGCGAAUCAAAUGCAUCCGGCCAAGGAUUCUCGCCGUCCAUGCAAGAAUCAAAUGCCUUUCAAUCGGCCACCAAUUUGAACGCCCGAUUUGCUGCGGAGGCCGACCCCGAGCCCGACGUGGGGGAGAUUGCUUCUAUGCCGGCGACCACCAAACAACGUGGUAACUAUCGUCCGCCGGAAACGAUACUCAUAUGUCGUUUGUAUCUCGAGCACACCCACGACUCUAUGGUGGGGACCGAUCAAAAAGGAAAGGAGUAUUGGGGCGCCAUCUGCACAGCCUACAAUGCUCAAAGGCCCCAAGGAGCUAUUACACGCGAUAUCAAGCAAAUCAAGUCACACUUUCAAUGCGUGGCGAAGGGCUGCAAGAGGUGGGAGGCCUUGUACAAAAAGUGCCGCGAUAAUUGGGCAUCCGACAUGGGUGAUGAUCAAAUCAUCGAGCAAACAGAAAAAAUGUGGAUCGCCGAGUUUCAAGCUAAUUUUAGGUAUCCGUAUGCAUGGAAGGUAUUGCGCGAGUCCAAGAAAUUCGGAAGCAUCGGCCAGGAUGUCCACUCAGAUAAACGCUCGAAGGGCUCUGACGGUCAGGGCACAAUGACUUCUAGCGAUCAAAGUAUCUCCACACGGCCCCAAGGGCAAAAGGCGGCCAAGAGAGACAAAGGAAAAGGCAAGAAGAAGGCGGAGGAAAAUACCCAAGCUCUCCGAUACAUGGCGGAGAUGGUGAAGGUAAUGAGAGUAUUCUCCCAAACUCAACGUGACCUCGCCGAUAGCAUGUUGAUGAGUAGGGACACGUCUCAAAUGAAUUCUGACGAGUUGGUGUUUCACUUGGCCAAGGUGGCGGAAAUCAAGCAACGCAAUAAUCUCCCAUAG
This is a messenger RNA of Salvia miltiorrhiza (redroot sage), 918 nucleotides long. RefSeq lists its product as uncharacterized. The coding region runs from base 1 to 918 and encodes 305 amino acids. NCBI's taxonomy places the organism in Eukaryota, Viridiplantae, Streptophyta, Magnoliopsida, Lamiales, Lamiaceae. The transcript has a single exon. The record is from RefSeq and is a predicted model, not a curated record.